Acanthocheilonema viteae is the source of this 1233-nucleotide messenger RNA. The record is from the annotation of a GenBank genome assembly. NCBI's taxonomy places the organism in Eukaryota, Metazoa, Nematoda, Chromadorea, Rhabditida, Onchocercidae.
AUGUCUCGAAAUGUUGGUGAUUUGAGCUUUCGAUACCAUUUUGUUGCAAACAGAAGAUCGGAUAGUGUUAAUGGUUUAAUAAAUACAUACAAUAAUUCUACCGAUGAAGAGAAAAAGUUAUUAUCAGAUGAAUGUAAAAUCCAUUUCGAAUGUUGUUACUGCGGUAACUUUUUUCUCAAUCACUUGGAUCUUUUGACGCACAAGCGUGUCUACUGUCGUUCACUAUGUUCGGCUGCUGCAUUAUCAUACAGUGCUAUUACCCCAGAUUUUGAUGAAAAAGCGUGUACAGAACUUCAAAACAGCAAUAAUAACAUUGAAAAGGAAGAAACAUCACCAGAGCAGCAGAAUAAAGAAGAGGCAGAAACAUUUGGCACGAAGACUGAUUCACAGUCACCGAAACGUGCCAAAAUCAUUCUUAAGCGAACAAAUGCUAUUAACUCUGUCAACAAACACGCGAAAUAUUGUGCCUUAUCAAAACAAAAUUCGGAACACAAAUUGGAAUUACAUACGCCGCUCCGUAUCUCACAUGAUGUGGCAACAACAACAUACGUAGAAGGGCAACAGAUCAUGGAAUCAAUUCCACAUGCGUUGGUAACCGUAGAUACAAUACCACCAGAUCGCGUUCCAGUUCUUAUUCCACAAGACAAUUCAAGUCGCUAUCGAGAAAUGAAUCUACGCAAUCGCAAGGGUGAUAGCUCAAAAAAUGGUGUCGCUCGAAAAGUUGGAUCGGAAGAACUUAAAAUUUUGGAACGAAUGGGCAAAUAUCAAACAAUGAUGGUUGAUCUGAGCUUACUUACUUGCUCACACAGUGACUGCAAGGAAAAGCAACCAUUUUCAUCACUGUUCACGUUUGCUUAUCAUCUUACAGUGAAGCAUAACCGCCGUGCUACAUCAAACAAGCGAAUCCCAUGUUAUCUGUGCGAUUUUGAAUCUCAGACAUACACUGCAUUGAUUGAACAUUUAAAAAGUUUGCACGAGCAGUAUUAUCAGGAACAUGUUACGGCACGUUCAACAUCCGAAGAGCUUAAACGAGGCAGGAAGGGAAAACAAGUAAAGACUGCACAAAUGCGAGGGCGAAGCUUGAGUCCAUUAUCCGAUGAUUUUCUUGAGACAGAAGAAUCAUCUGAUGGAUCAGAAGAGAUUGGAUAUGACUCGGCUCCUGUGCUGGAAUUAAUGGCAAAUGUGGAAGCUGAAAAUAUUGAAUUGGUAUAUUUUGCUAAUCAUUUUUGUUAA